AUGGCCUCAUCGACAUUCGGGCGAACGAUCACAGCCGGUAUCCUGGUGGCGUGCGCGGUCUUUGGCGGGUACGCCACGUUCGGAGCCUCCCACAAAAAUGGGUUGCUGGAUGCUCUGGCAAGCAGUUCCGGUUACCAGGCCACCAAGAAAUACUUCUUAGGUGGUCCGACUCCAUACAAGACUACCUACACCGGCAUCGAGCUGAUCGAUAAUCACUUGGCUGUCUUGAUCGGAUUCUUCGUGAUCCUAAUCGACGGCCCGGCGACAUGGGAUGUGGCGGUAGCAUACUGGCUUCUCAUGGCUGAGGUCUGCGCGGCUUGGUUGUUCAUCAGACUUGAGGGAUAUAGAGGGGGUAAUAGCCGGCACGGCCGCAUCGUGAGUUGGACUGGAACCUUCGGCGUCCUCAUGCAGAACAUCACCAUAGCCAUCACGUCGCCCAUCUACUUCCUGAUUCACCUUCUCACGUCUCCAACGAGCGGCAGCAACCCAACCCCAGAGGACCUCGCUGUCGACCCGAGCGAUUCCACGCCGCUGCUGCAUAACGCCGUCCUCUCGUUCAUUGUCCCAGCCGUGCUCAUGAGCCUGCCCUCCCCAUCGUUCCUCCCUGCAGACGCUCACUACAAGUGUGUGGCAAUGUGGCAGGUCUUCCCUAUCACGGACACAGUCUGCCACUACAUCAUGAAGAGUUUCCUGCCGGACGCGAACGAACGCCUCACGGCCGCCGGAGCCCGCGCCCUCGUCACAAGCGCCUAUCGCGUUAUCCUCUACAUGUGCUUCGUCCCUCGCACUAUCGCCAUGGCGGUCGCUCUAACCCCCGCGGCCCUGGUCCCAGAGGAAUUGAAGGCCAUCUUCGAGCAACUCACCCUCAAGUCGUUGUUCGUCCCCUCCUGGCCGUGGGACUCUCCGAUGGCAGGUGACCCGGGCUCGCCUGCUGGAAAGCCCGAGCUUGCCAAGCUGUUCCUGCAGUGGGAUGUGGCAUCCGCCGGGACUGCUAUUUUGGCGUGGGCUGUCUUUGUGUACCUGGCUGCCCUGCCCGGCAAGAGUCUGCUCCGAGACGUGGUGCCUAAGGUAUUGGGUUAUGGGGUCGUCGGUGGUCCGGUGGCUGCUGCUACUAUGCUGGUUAUGGAGAGGGAUGCGGCUGUGUUUGGACGGGCUGGACGGGAUAAGAAGAAGUGA
Messenger RNA from Diaporthe batatas, 1176 nucleotides. RefSeq lists its product as uncharacterized. NCBI's taxonomy places the organism in Eukaryota, Fungi, Ascomycota, Sordariomycetes, Diaporthales, Diaporthaceae. The coding region runs from base 1 to 1176 and encodes 391 amino acids. The transcript is spliced from 2 exons. The record is from RefSeq and is a predicted model, not a curated record.